AUGACCCUCCACGAUAAGCCCACCUCGCCCGAGGACUCAGAGCGUGAUUCCACUCCCACGACGCAAGACCCAAUGACGUUGCAAAAGGCGGAUUUGGAGCGUCUGGGACGCCAACGGCCUGAGACUUUCAAAACCGCCUUCUCAGAAAUCAUGUUUUGCACAUCUAUGCUGGUUUCGAUGUUGAUGUCGGAAUACUUCGUCUCCGGUUUCAACAUCCUCCUCCCAACCGUCUCAAAAGAACUCGAAAUCCCCCUCGGCGCUCAGAUCUGGCCAGCCAGCGUCUUCACUUUAAUAUUGGGCGCCCUACUUCUUCCCCUGGGAAGGGUAGCUGAUAUCUACGGCGGCUUCGUCGUCUUCACAUUGGGGCUGGCCUGGUUCGUCGUCUGGACCCUCAUCGCUGGUUUCAGUGUUAACUACGAAAUGCUCAUCGCAGCCCGGGCACUCCAGGGCCUCGGACCCGCAGCAUUCUUGCCCACGGGUAUCAUGAUUAUGGGCAAGAUAUACCGCCCUGGCCCAAGGAAGAACCUCAUCUUCAGCCUGUAUGGCGCUUUCUCGCCGUUGGGCUUCUUCUUCGGCGUCAUCAUAGGCGGCAUAUCGGGUGAGUACCUCUCUUGGAGAUGGUACUUUUGGCUCGCCGCCAUUGUCACGAGCCUCUGCGCUGCCGCCGCGUUCUUUAGCAUCCCGCGGGGCGGCCUCUCGACCCCCGGUGUCAAGAUGGACUGGUGGGGCGUCUUCACCACGGUCCCUGCGCUCAUCUUAAUCGUGUUUGCGGUUACGGACGGCGCCCAUGCGCCCAACGGGUGGGGGACAAAUUAUGUAAUUGGGACUUUCGUGGCAGGUAUUUUGUUGCUGAUCGUGGCUAUCAUUGUUGAGGGUUCGGUUGCCGAACAGCCUCUGUUGCCAAAAAGCCUGUUCCAUCCGAAAUACUUCAAGACCAUUCUAAUUGGCCUGACUUUUGGGUACGGGAACUUUGGCAUCUUCAUGUACUACGCCAGUUUCUAUGGCUUUGAUCUUUCUCGAACUCUUACCCUCUUAGUAGCUAACGUCAAACGACAUAGUAUGGCAGUAGGAGGAAUAAUCCUCGCGACAGUGGGCGGCCUAACACUACACCUCCUCCCAGGCCGCGUGCUGCUGAUAAUCGCAGGGGCAGGAAGCAUCGUCAGCGUGCUAAUGUUCGCGUUGAUCCCAGAGGGUGGCUCCUAUUGGGCGUGGGUGCUGCCGGCUAUGAUCGGCGCGACAAUCGGGGUCGACAUUAUCUUUAACGUUAGUAAUGUCUUUAUCACAACUAACGUGCCGCACAAGGACCAAGGCGCCGCGGGUUCGCUCAUCUACAGCAUCCUUUUCCUGCCCAUCAGUCUAUUCCUGGGGAUCUCGGACGUCGUGGCCGCAAGCUACGAGUACAGGGGCACCAUGGUCAGCUACAAGGCUGCGUUUUGGUUCAGCACGGGCUGUGCGGCCGCCUCGAUGGUGCUGUUUUGCUUCGUCAAUACUGGCAAGGCGGAGAGCCAGUUGAGGGUUGAGGAGAGGGAGGCGUUGGCUGAGAACCUUGGGCAGGAAGACAGUGCAGUGCUUACACGGGGCGCAAGGCCUGAUGGUGACCGUGCGGCAUAA
Diaporthe batatas is the source of this 1611-nucleotide messenger RNA. RefSeq lists its product as uncharacterized. Gene Ontology annotation, cellular component: membrane. The transcript is spliced from 3 exons. The record is from RefSeq and is a predicted model, not a curated record. The coding region runs from base 1 to 1611 and encodes 536 amino acids. Gene Ontology annotation, molecular function: transmembrane transporter activity. Gene Ontology annotation, biological process: transmembrane transport. Lineage: Eukaryota; Fungi; Ascomycota; Sordariomycetes; Diaporthales; Diaporthaceae.